AUGAAGGGCAGCAGCAGGUGCAGGCCAGGACAGCAAACCUUCAUGGAGCAGGUACGCGAGUGCCGGGACAAGGGUUACUUGCUGUCCUCCAAGAAGAUUGGCUCUGGUGCCUUCUCCAAGGUCUACCUGGCCUACGCCACGCAGGAGCGGAUGCGGCACAACCCCAAGCUGUCCUCUGACUUACAGGGCAAGCGCCAUGCCAUGGUAGCUAUCAAGAUUGUGUCCAUGGCCGAGGCCCCUGUGGAGUUCUCCCAAAAGUUCCUGCCCCGUGAGAUCUCAUCCCUCAACGCCACCUACAAGCACCUGAACGUGGUGCAGCUGUAUGAGACCUAUCAGAACAGCCAGCGCUCCUACCUGGUGCUGGAGUUGGCAGCCCGUGGGGACCUGCUGGAAUACAUUAACACAGUGUCGGAGCUGCGCGGCCGCCCGGGCCUGGAGGAGGUGGAGGCCCGCAGGCUGUUCUGGCAGCUGGUCAGUGCCGUGGCACACUGCCACAGUGCAGGCAUCGUGCACCGGGACCUAAAGUGUGAGAACAUCUUGCUGGAUGACCGAGGCCUCCUCAAGCUGACUGAUUUUGGCUUCGCCAACCACUCAGGAUGCAAGAAUGCCCUGCUGAGCACCUUCUGUGGUUCAGUGGCCUACACGGCGCCCGAGAUCCUCAUGAGUAGGAAGUACAGUGGACAACAGGCUGACCUGUGGAGUUUAGGUGUCAUUCUCUACGCCAUGGUGACCGGGAAGCUGCCCUUCAAGGAGCGCCAGCCCCACCGCAUGCUGCACCGGAUGCGCCGUGGUCCUACCUUCCGACCUGGCCUGUCCCCAGAGUGCCAGGACCUGAUCCACAGCCUGCUCCAGCUGUGCCCACACGCCCGCCUCGACUUGCAGCAGGUGGCCACACACCCUUGGAUGUUGCCAGCCACACACACUCUCUUCCACAAUGUUUUGGGCGGCGUCACGCCAGAGAAGACGAUGGACUCCAAGUUCCCAGCAGCCCGUGAGCUUGGCAUGGACUUGGGGCCCUCAGGGCCACUCCUACAGCUCCAGCGUCCCCAGCGGCCAGCCACCAGACCAACAUCUGUCUUUGGGGUACCCAAGCUUUCAGAGGCCCACCUGAGAAGAGGAACAGCCUCCGCAGAGUUGGAACUUUGUGGCUCACACUUUGAGACUGCGGACCUGCAGUAG
Messenger RNA from Chrysochloris asiatica (Cape golden mole), 1179 nucleotides. Its product is annotated as testis-specific serine/threonine-protein kinase 5-like. Gene Ontology annotation, cellular component: cytoplasm. NCBI's taxonomy places the organism in Eukaryota, Metazoa, Chordata, Mammalia, Afrosoricida, Chrysochloridae. The transcript has 9 exons. Gene Ontology annotation, molecular function: protein serine/threonine kinase activity; tau-protein kinase activity; ATP binding. The coding region runs from base 1 to 1179 and encodes 392 amino acids. Gene Ontology annotation, biological process: intracellular signal transduction; protein phosphorylation; microtubule cytoskeleton organization. The record is from RefSeq and is a predicted model, not a curated record.